GGGCUACUAAUUCUCGGUGAGCUUUCGGCGUGGGUUCGGUAUGGGUAGCACGGAGCUCCACACGUUAACCCCAUGCCUUUAACGUCAGCCACCUUAAAUUCCUACUUUCGAUUUCCCUCCUAACCUCCUUGUAUGAUAGAAAGCUAUGCAUCCGCCGGCUCACAUCGAGCGCCAAUUCUCCGGAUGCGUACUCUGUCAACCCGCGCCUUUCGCUCGGCGGCAUUCAUACCACUGAAACCCCAACAACUAGGUACACAUCCCGGCCGAUUCUUCCACAGCUCGCCCGUCACCAGAGCUUCUGGCCAAAACAACAGCGGGUCGCGCAAUGACGAGGACAAUCCAGAGAAAGAGAACGGGACGGUGGGCGGUGAGGAUGGCUUUGAAGACCUAUCCGGAGAGAACGGUACAGCGGCAAAUGAAGAGGGUCAAGGGCGCAAGAAACCUAGCAGUAGAUCCUUACGAGCGCGAGCUUUACGGAGUCGUAGGGCCCAGGAGUUCCCCCCUUUAUCCGUACCGAUGUCCUUUCUAUCAACAGCCGUCCGCCAUUUCAAAGAUGGAGAACCAAAUACGCAAUUAGACCUUCAUGUCUCUGGCCACGGCAAAGGACCCCGCAUACUCCUGAAGAGAGUCCCAUUCUCUAAACCGUCGGAGAAUCCGCGAGAAGGUCAUAGUGCAUCUUUGUUCGAUGCCGCGGCCUGGACGGAGGGAUCCUUAAAUGAGGCCGUCAAAACCUUAGAAUCAGAUCCAGAGGGGAGGUUCAUCCUCAAGAGGGGCGACGCCUUAAUUGCCGCUUCUUUCUGGGCAGUGGCACAUCUGGCCAGAAAGGUUUCCGGAGAAGAGGCGGCGGCAACAUUCCUCGAAUCUAGCUCAGUUGCGAGUUCUGCGGAUUUUCUGAAGGCCCUGCUGUACGCUAAGGCCGCGCAUGAUAAUCCAUUACUUGCGUCGAACCAAGCUCAACAACUAAUCGAUGAGCUGAUCACCGACGCUCGCAUAGAAGCCUCUGGUGUGAGUCUAUAUCCUGAGGAACUCAUUGAGGAGAUCGUCACAUCCGUCAAUGCCGACUUCAUAAUUCAGGCCCCGGAGAACGUGAAAGCUCCAGACAUGCGACGCCCCAUAACUAUCAUCAAUACUCCUGACUGCUCGAGUUAUCUUAUAUCACGCGACAUCUUGCAGCAUGUUGCGGUCCAACUGGGAGCCGACAUCCUACACAUGAGAGCCUGUGACAUCGCGCACAUUAUCGGCUGUUAUCUUGGCCAGGACAUCGUCAGGGCACCCGGCGUGGUAUCACGGCUGGGAUACAAAGCAGCGGAGAACAGUGGAAAACUGAAAGUAAGUCACGCCACCGACGAGGAUGGCGGUGAGUUGGGAACCACCCGACUACCUGACACUAUCGUAGUAAGAGACGAAAGGCCGAAGAAGGACAACAAAAGAUACACAUCCCUAAUGGAUAAUUUUCUGAAUGGGUCGAGUCGGGGGAAAGGAGACGGGGUAUGGGAAGACCUCAAAAUCAACACAGCUCUCGAAGAGCUCGUCCAUUCCGCCGAUUCGGAUUCCGCUGAGCAGAGACCACUCAUCGUCCACGUCGAUGAUUUCAAUGCCCUCAGUCUGGAUGCAGAGUGCGGUGCGAUGAUCGUAGGCAAGAUCCGAAAAGUCGUUGAUGGGCUUUGGGCGGAUGGCCGAAAAAUCGUCUUAGUCGGAUCGUGCUCUACGAAAGGAGCGCCUAGGCUUUAUCUUAGCGGACUACGCAGGCUAGAAGCGGUAGACCGAGUUGUCACCCUUCGUGCCAAUUCCUCUUCGAAAAUAGUUGCAUCCCUUAUCAGCUAUUGGGAGACCGAGACCUACAUUAGGGAGAACGAAGAGAACAUCGUCAGGAUGCUAUCGACACUAGUUGAACAAACUCUCAGAGGCAGAAAAACGCCAACAAGUAGUGGUUUGAUCGGAAUGACUGAAAUAGAUCCGAGAAAACUGCCAGAGUCAUGGACAAACAGUAUCUUACCAGUCACCGAAGUGUACCGCAUCGCAACCAUCAUGAUUGGCAACUCUAAGGACCCGAUCAACGUAUUCAGCAUCGAAGCUCUUAAGAAAGCCGCCCGCGUGAUCCGAAGGCUUGAGCUCCUGAAGACGAACUUGUCGAGUAUCGGUUCCCUUAGGGAUAGUAACCAGCAAAAGGAGCCUAGGGGAUUUGUUGACGUGCGCGAGUCUAAUGACCUUGACGAGGAUCACGAAGAAAGGCUUAGGUCAGGCCUCGUGAACGCCGAGGACAUCCGAACGACAUUUAAAGACAUACACGCUCCCAGCGAGACGAUCGAGUCAAUCAAGAUGUUGACUACGCUCUCUUUGAUCCAUCCGGAAGCCUUCUCCUACGGUGUUCUCGCUACCGAUAGGAUCCCUGGCUGCCUCCUAUACGGCCCACCCGGCACGGGCAAGACGCUACUAGCCAAAGCGGUGGCCAAGGAGAGCGGUGCAAAUAUGAUCGAAGUGAGCGGGGCGAGUAUCAAUAACAUGUACGUGGGCGAGAGCGAGAAGAAUGUGCGAGCGCUGUUCGGACUUGCCAAGAAAAAGGAGCCAAUGGUAAUCUUUAUCGACGAGGCGGACGCGUUGCUAGGCGCGCGGGGCAGACGUGACGUGGGAGCGCGGAGGGAAACGAUCAAUCAGUUUCUGCGAGAGUGGGAUGGCAUGGAUAAGACAAAGGCGUUCAUAAUGGUAGCGACGAACCGGCCAUUCGACCUGGACGAGGCUGUGUUACGGCGGCUGCCGCGUAAGCUACUGAUCGACCUACCACUGGAGCGGGACCGAGCGGCGAUCCUACGAAUUCAUCUCAAGGAGGAGGUGCUGGAAGAGUCGCUGUCAGUGGACGAGAUCGCGCGGCGCACGCCAUUAUACUCGGGAUCGGAUCUGAAGAACGUGUGCGUGGCGGCAGCGAUGGCGGCGGUUAAGGAAGAUCUGGGGCUGGAGCUGCAGCAGGGGACAGGGGGCCGGGGAGCGGCAAAUCAGGGAUAUCCGGAAAGAGACAGGACGAGAAAGAUAAAGAAGCGGGUGCUCGGGCAGAGACACUUCGACAAGGCGCUGCGAGAGAUUGGGGCUAGUGUCAGCGAGGACAUGGCGACACUGACGGCGAUCCGUAAAUUCGAUGAGAAGUACGGGGAUGGGGGCGCUGGGCGGCGUAGAAGGCGCGGGAUGGGGUUUGAGGUCGCGAGAGCGACUGGAAAAGGGUCGGCCGUGGAUACAGACGUGGACGUGAGAGGCGCGAGGGUCAGGAACGGACAGUAGGUCAGCGAAAGACGGAAAAUCAAUGAUAAAUAUAGUAGUUACAUACUAGUCUACGAGAAUCGAGGGUUCGUCUAGAGACCAGGUUGUCGAUGUUUUCUGUAUAGUCGCGCCUGUUCCGUAGGUAUAUGCGAAUGCUAUUGCCGGGGAUAUGUAGCACUUAUAGCCUACCCGUCAUAUCAAACUCACAGCCCUGUGCACGGUGUACUCUAGGCGUCAACACAUACGGGGUCAACUAAGUAAGUAGCACAUCGAUAACAGGAGGUGGGUGGGUGGGUUAUAUGCACCGCAUUUUGAAAGUUACUACCGUUCUCCUCUCUGUCC
Molecule: messenger RNA, 3591 nt
Organism: Durotheca rogersii
Lineage: Eukaryota; Fungi; Ascomycota; Sordariomycetes; Xylariales; Xylariaceae
Product: AAA-domain-containing protein
Exons: 1
Coding region: 133-3270 (1045 amino acids)
Cellular component (GO): mitochondrial outer membrane
Molecular function (GO): ATP hydrolysis activity; ATP binding
Source: RefSeq, a predicted model, not a curated record